This is a messenger RNA of Linum tenue, 2215 nucleotides long. The record is from the annotation of a GenBank genome assembly. NCBI's taxonomy places the organism in Eukaryota, Viridiplantae, Streptophyta, Magnoliopsida, Malpighiales, Linaceae.
UAAAUGUAGGAAAGAAACAGAAAACCGGGAAGCAAACGUUUGGUUCGACCGAGGAAGGGAAGGCGCCGCCAAUCCACCAUUGCCGCCGCGCCACCGCGGGAUCGGGCUCAGAGGAGAAGGGUGAGUUCGAUUGCCUAUCAGGUGUUCGGAGAAAUUACUCUGAGAAAUUUCCGAUGGCAAUGGUAUCUGCAGCAGCGGCAAAUGAAAACGGGAAAGAAUCAAAAGGUGGAUUGAAGGAGAAAACUCUGCAGAUAUUCGAGGACUUCUUGACGAGGGUCGCAAAGCUUGAGGAGCUUGGUGCCGUUGCAAAUAGAUAUCUCAGUGGGUUUCAGCAAUCCCUUGACUUUCUUCGGCGACCUCCCAUAGACAUGGAAUCGAAAUUGAUGAGCAAGCUCAUAAGUGCUAAUGACACGAAGAGGAUGAAAUCAUACAUCCAAGCCGGCUGCUGCAACACUCUUGACAGAGUGCAGAAUACGAGCAAGUGUAAGCAAAGGCAGUUCACCUAUAGAUUCCUUGUUCCGUCACUAUUCUUAUGAUUCGUUUCCUUAUUGAGACGGAUUGUUAUUUCGUUUCCUAUAGGAAUGGCAAUGGGUCGGGUUGGGUCAGGUUUUGCCAAUUCCAAACCCAAACUCAUGGGUUUAUCCGUGAAAAAAACUCUUAUGUGCAAAGCUGGUAACCUUUUCUUUUACAAAUGGUGAUGGUUGUGACAAUCUAACUUGUUCUGUUCACCCCACUUAUCGGGUACACUUUUGGUGCGCUUACCCUUUGCUCUAAUUAUGGUUGCUGUUACGUUCUUGCAUCUCAUGGAUUAGUUCACUCUAGAUAUGCACUUAGAUUUUAAGUAGGCCCACGUAUAGCCAUGUAAAUAUGGCUUAUAUUAACUGCCUGAUGACAGCAAUUUGCUUAUAUAGCCUGUUAAAAGCCAUUCAGCUUUGAAGUUAAAUACACUAUUCUCUCCCGUGAUGGUAUUUAUGUGUCAACUGUGGCAUAUGAAAUGAGCUCCUACACUGUGGAAUAUUUAUAUCUUACUAGUUUAGCUUCUUCAUUUUCUUGUUUUGGGAGCAGAAGCAGUUGAAAAAUGGCGCAAUGAGAAGCUACUAGAAGUCAAGCAGUCAAUUAAUCUUAAUAGAGGAGGGAAUUCAACUUUUGUUCAGGAAGAAGCUGGAUUGCUGGUAAAAGCCCUGGAAUCCGAUUGGGCAGUGCUCUCGGAGAACAUAGGCCUUUGGAUUACUGCUGAAGUCACUAAUCCAGAGCAUGAUGAUAGACCAGAGGGUCAAGAGGAGCAAGGAAAACCAGUCACACACAGUUUGGUGUAAUGUCUUGUCUCUUUUUCACCACAACAAGGCUUAUCUUCAAAGUGGGUGAUUGAAAGUGACGAAAUAAGCACCUUGUCUCAACUGCAAAGCCACCAUCAAGCUUUGAGGUCAAUUUGGACAUCAACUCAAGAUUGAGACUUUUUCCCUUCCCCCACAUUCCAUGGUGCUUGCACUUCCUCCCUUUCUUUCUUUCUUCUUUAUAGCCAAGUUAAGCAUCAGUUUCCCCACCAAAGUUUUAGCUUUUUUGUGUAUUGUCUAAUUCCUUUCUCUGAAUCAAAAUGGGUGUGUUCUAUCAGGAAGAGCCACCCCCACAAAACCCAUCAAAGAAAUGCAAGUUCCUCCUGGUUUCAACUCUCAAAGAUGCCUUCUCCAUCUGUCGAUCUUGCGGCGGCCACAUAAGCUCUCUCCAGCAGCAGCAGGAUGAGGAUUAUGUUCCCAACACGACAACUGAGCUCGAAGAUCUUGAUGAACACGAAGUUGUCGUGUCAGCAAUCAGGAGCAGAGCCAUGGAGAAGUUGAAGCAGAAGGUGUUUGUGAUCACAGAUAGCUUUUCAGGGGAACUGCUCUUUAGUCCUGAGAAGCAGAAGGAUGGAGAAGUUGAAAAGGAUGAAGAUUUCUUCUCUGUUGGGAGCUGUCUUUCGUGUUGUUCGAGCGGGUUGAGCAAGGGGGGCGAAGAGUUCUUCACGGUGAAGACAAACUUGUUGUCGAGGUGUUCGAGCUUGAGUCGGGUGGAGUUCCCAAGUUUUCACAGGCGGGUUUCGAUAUUGCAGGAGCUCUGCCACUGCCAAGGGUGGCCAUUCGGUCUCUGCAGGAAGGCUGUUUUGCUCCCACCUCUGCCUAAGUCUCCCUCUGAUUCCUGGCUAUGGCGGAAAGGCACUAGAUCAGCCAGGUUGCCUUAG